AUGUGGAUUAGCUGUAUUCCUUUGCGCAAACCUAUCAUAUAUGGUAAAGCAAUGGAAUCACACGAAACGAAGACUAUUUCCAUUCGUCUCUCUUCUCUUCUCCCGAAGAAACGCCCAAUUACAGGUCGCACUUGUGUUCUGCUCUCUGUUUACCCUAGGAAGAAUUAUUGCCCAAGUCGCGGUCACACUACAGGCCGGGCGCUUGAUGCGAAACCCAACAGAGAGCCUAAAGAGGUGGGAACUAUGGAAAAUGUCUUAAAUUUCUGUAUUAUGCUGCAAAGCAUGUUAAAAACCUAUAUACAAACAUCCUGGGUCGCCGAACUUCAAUCUACCAUGCUAUUGUAUAUCCUGAACCGCGGCCAAAGAUGGCACCUUCUACAUGACAAGGCCGCGAAAGGGAACAUGAUACAGCAAGCCGGCUUUAUUGGACAUCUAUCAGUCACCAUUUUCUUCGAAACAAUGCCAGCAUUGAUAAACCUGAUUUUCAAUUAUAUUGUCCUAUACUACACGCUUGGCUCCUCAGCGUCUCUGUUCCUAUUCGGAGGUAUAAUUUAUAUGGUAUUGGACACCUCCAUGAGCGACUUGCAGUUUGAUUCUAAGCGUCAGCGCAAAGCACUAGAGAAGGAUAGGGCUCAAGAUCAAGCCCUCGAAAAUUCUUCUCUUAUCAAAACGUUCGGUGCUACAUCAUAUUUUCAUGGCCGCUUCUCUCAGGCCUUGCACAGAAGCUUUCAAUGCGAAAACACUUCUAUGUUUUGGUUCACAUUCAAAAGAUUUAUCGUACAAGGGUUGGAGCGAAGUCUCUUCUUCAUCAUUCAGCAACGCGCCCCAUUAGAAAAUCUUCCACUUCAAAUCAAUUACUGGCCAAUAUUUAUCAAAUUCCUUAUGGAGAUUUGCAGAUGUUUGACUUAUAUUGUUAAUGGGGCUCGCAGAAUUCGACGUCUUUUGGAGGAUCAUCAGGAAGAGAUAACCAACGGUCUCCGUAACGGCUGGUCAAAGGACGACACCCAAGGUUUUAUUUUCUGUGAUAAUGUCAGCGUCUCUCGUGAUCAGAAAACGAUUCUGAGAAACAUCACUUUCAGGGCCCAUCCAAGUGAGACCAUUGCGAUCGUAGGAGAAUCCGGUUCUGGAAAGUCUACCAUACUUGACCUUAUUGUAUGGCAAUCUAGUGUUCAAUCUGGAGGUGUCAAAAUCGAUGGCUUCAACAUCAGUGGCCUAGAAUCACCCGAACUCUUGACAGGAAUCAUCGCCUAUGUCCCUGCGAAUAAAUUCCUCGUGGAGAACAGGUCAAUUAUGUUUAAUUUGACUCUUGGAAAGGACUAUGAUAUUCAGGAUAUACAUCGUGCUUGUCGGUCUGCAAUGAUAUAUGGAGUAAUAAAUAAUCUGGAAAAGGGGUUUGAAACUGUUGUACCCGAGGACGCAAAUUUAUCUGCUGGAGAGAGACAGCGAAUUGCGCUUGCGCGGGCCUUGCUCACAGAACCGUAUGUUCUUGUGCUGGAUGAAUUCACCAGCCUCAUUGACGCAGAAACUGAGAAGAAAGUUUGCGGGGAGGUGAAAAGGCUUCAAUGCACAACUCUGAUUUCUACCAAUCGAAUCGCGACCGCAAAAGUAGCAGAUCGAAUCUUGGUUGUGGAACGUGGGAAAUUGUUGAAGAGGGAACCCACAAUGAGCUUGAGGAAAUGA
This is a messenger RNA of Penicillium angulare, 1680 nucleotides long. RefSeq lists its product as uncharacterized. Gene Ontology annotation, biological process: transmembrane transport. The transcript has a single exon. Gene Ontology annotation, cellular component: membrane. The record is from RefSeq and is a predicted model, not a curated record. Gene Ontology annotation, molecular function: ATP binding; ATP hydrolysis activity; ATPase-coupled lipid transmembrane transporter activity. NCBI's taxonomy places the organism in Eukaryota, Fungi, Ascomycota, Eurotiomycetes, Eurotiales, Aspergillaceae. The coding region runs from base 1 to 1680 and encodes 559 amino acids.